Messenger RNA from Betta splendens (Siamese fighting fish), 10022 nucleotides. RefSeq names its product capicua transcriptional repressor b (gene cicb). The record is from RefSeq and is a predicted model, not a curated record. Gene Ontology annotation, molecular function: DNA-binding transcription factor activity, RNA polymerase II-specific; RNA polymerase II transcription regulatory region sequence-specific DNA binding. Gene Ontology annotation, cellular component: nucleus. The coding region runs from base 260 to 8332 and encodes 2690 amino acids. Lineage: Eukaryota; Metazoa; Chordata; Actinopteri; Anabantiformes; Osphronemidae. Gene Ontology annotation, biological process: regulation of transcription by RNA polymerase II. The transcript has 21 exons.
GAGGAAAAGUAACGAGUGACUCCGGAGCUCACCGUCGUCAAAGCGGACAGCCAGGGGACCUUACCGAGACGUGCGCGAGCCUCCUCAUCCGCAAGAUAGCUCCAUAAAUCUUCCCGUGACGAGGGACAAAGCUCUGUUUUGACUGCCAUACAGAGGACAGAAGGAGGAGAAAAGGAAAUCCUAUAAAUAUAAAGUUAAAGGAGUAAAAAUAAAAGGAGCACCACGCAAUCUUCAUCACUUUGUGAACAGUGACGGAGAGAUGAGACCCGUGAAGAAACACAGAGGACGUUCUCCGCCGUUAACUAGAGGCAGAGGGGGCAAAAGACGAGGCGGCUCUCAGCCCCUUCAAGAGAAAGACCCCAAAAGAGUCAAGAGGGAGACACUCGUCAAAACGGCACAGCACAUGUCCAACACCAGCCCCACGCGCAGACAAGCCACAGCCAACGACUCUGACGAGGAACCAGUCACGAACAGCAAGAGCCCCGUGAGGGAGGAGCUCAUCGAGCUGAGGAAACCUGUGGAGUCAGCUGCCAAACACGAGCAGAAGGAAAAGACACAACAAGAGAAGAUAGCGGGCACGAAUGGAACCAGAACCGCGUCCACAGAGAGCAUACGUCCUACCUCUACCUCGGCACCACUGUCCACAGUGACGCCUCCCCCCGUGGUCGGCUCAGUCUCGAGCAGGAAAACUGCCACAUUUAAAGCUCGCAUCCCCAAGAAGAAAUACACAUAUGAGCACUGCUCUCACAGCGCAAGCACCUUGGCUACUAGUCCUACCUCCAGCCCUGCACUCAUACAAAACACUCACUGCAAUAUUAACAGCAAAAUCAAUGAUGGUGUGACUACACCCAAUAAUAAUUUUAAGAGUAGUAACAAUAUUAGUAAUAGUAUUAAUAAAAGCAUUAGCAUUAAGAUCAAUAGUACUAACAGUAACACUAAAUCCGAUGUUAAUGACAUGACUAACAGUAGUAGUUUUAUCAAUAGCUCAGGUAAUCAGCUGUCAGCAUUAACUGUAGAUAGUAAAGCUACAGAAGCAAACCAUUUCAGUAGAAACCUCAGGACAGCAGACGCCCAGGAAAAAGAGUCCCAAGGUGGUGAAAAUGAGUCCGAAGGGGCCCCUAACUCAGUGCGGUCCUCAUCCACCGACACAGCUAGUGAGCACUCAGCAGACCUAGAUGUGAUGGAAGCCACAGGACCUAGAAACUCCCACACCCCAGCUUCCCUUCAUAACUCACACUCUAAAGACGCCAGUCCCUCACAGGCCCAUGCUGAAGCUUUGGCCAAAGGCUUGAAGAACCAGAGAGUCUUGGCUCGCCAGAUAACAAGGACUACAGAGGGUGCGUUUGAGGCUCCCGGGGACAGAGGUGUGGAAGAGAGACAGUUGUGCACCCUGCUGCCUGUGUUCAGACAGGGGGUGGUACGUGGAGUGACUGGACAAACUGUUGAGGUUCAACUCCAAGGAGCAGAGGCUUUUGUGAGCUACCCCUUCCAUGGUGGAAACACGACGACAUUGGCACCAGGAGCUAAGCGCACGGUGGAUUUUAUUUUGGACGCCCCUCCCCCUGGCAUGGCACCUGUGGCUAUCGGGACUCGAGUGUGUGUGCCCUUUGGCGGAGGGGAGGGGCUUCCUGUGCUGUACAGAGAGGGGAUCAUCACUCAGGUGGACCCACACCCCGGUGUCUCAUUUCCAUAUCAGGUGCACCUGAGUGAAGAAAGAGACGCUUUGGGUGAGGAGAAGAAGAAAAGUAAAGGUCAGGCUGUAUGGGUGUCUCGACAGAGCCUGAGACUGCUCACUCCUCCCUGGGAGGUCCCACAUUUGGACGGGGGGAAAGCCGAGCAGAGGGAGUGGGAGAGGGAACGGGAGGAGAGGGAGCGGAGGGAGGAGAUGGAGGUAGAGCGGGAGGUGUGCCAGUUGAGUAUUGGAAUGGGGGUGUUGGGAGGAGGAGCAAGGUUGAGUCACGGUUUUCCACAUGACGUGGUCGCAGGAGGGCAUCCCUAUGAACUCUUAAACCCAGCACCCCACUCCUCCGCUGUGACUGGUGCGGUAGUCAGCACAGUUCGUAGCUGUGGAGACAGAGAGAGGCAGAAGCAGCCAAACACUCCAGAAGAAGACGUUGAGGUGUCUCAGUUCAGCAUGGGUCUCACCGUUGGUGCCAAGACAAACUCUGGGAGCUCUCAGCACAGAAACCUCUCUAAGUCCAGUGGCUAUCCUCCCUCCUCCCCCCACCUUGCUGUGAUGCGGGGUCUUGGGCCCCCACACAUACCACCCCUCGUUAGUCCUCAGCCACCCUUGUCCCCUGCCUUACUGGGGUCCGAUAUGACGACCACUCAAAACAUACCUGCAUCCAAGACCACCCCCACUCAGCCCCCUACUCCCACCUGUGGUGGAGGGUCCUCCUCUACUUCCUCCCGCUCCAGGACCCCUCUGUCACUGGCUCAGCAGAAAUACAAGAAGGGUGACGUGGUUUGUACCCCUAAUGGCAUCCGUAAGAAGUUCAAUGGUAAGCAGUGGAGGAGGCUGUGCUCCAGGGAGGGUUGUAUGAAGGAGUCUCAGCGUCGAGGGUACUGCUCUAGACAUUUGUCAAUGAGAACCAAAGAGAUGGAGGCAGCGGGAGCAGAGAGGGGAGGAGGAGGCAGCAGUUCUGGGACAGUCACCCCCUCUGACCUCCGAGGCAGAGCCAGUAGUGAGUUUGAGUGGGACGACACGUCAAGAGAAAGCAGUGAGACCAGUAGCAGGGGAGAUUCUCGACCCCGCCUAGUCCUCCCCUCCCUCCUUCCCCACGAGCUGUCUUCCCGCUUUGACUCAGAAGAGUGCGAAGCUGCCACCAUGCUGGUGUCAUUAGGCAGCUCCCGUUCAGGCACGCCCUCCUUUUCGCCGAUCUCCAACCAGUCACCCUUUUCCCCUGCCCCCUCUCCUUCACCCUCCCCAUUGUUUGGCUUCAGGCCUGCAAACUUCUCCCCAAUUACCGCCUCCCCAGUCCUGCAACACAGGCGGCAUAGGCAGCCCAGCGGUACGGGGGGAGGAGGGGGAGGGGGCAGUAAGGCAAUCGCCCCAGCCGGCGGCGGCGAACGGGAGAGACACACUUCAGGUAUCCAGCCCUCCUUCCACAGCAACCUGACGUUUACCGUGCCCAUGAGCCCCAGCAAGCGAAAGCCGGACGCACCCCCUCCACCGCCCCUCCCGUCUCACCACCACGAUUACACACCCAAGACGGAGCUGGAACAGGGGGACCUGAGCAGCUCUUUCAGGGUGCUUUCCCCCCAAACGCCAGCCUCACAUUGCCACACACCAACGUUCUCCCGGCCCAGAGGAGUGACCACCCCUUGCUCCAGUAGGCCCCCGUCCUCCACUGCUGUCUCCCCUCCUCCUCUGCUGAUGUCUCCAACUCCUCCUUCCCCUCUCACACACGACGGAGGGCCACAUCGCAUGGUGUCUGUGUCCCAAAAGGCAUUGCGGGAUUCUCCUGUCAUUGUGAGGAAUCCAGAAGUCCCACUAGCGAAAUUUACAGAAUGUCCCCUGGGAAGAGGGGGAGGUGGUGGAGAUGAGGGAGGACCAGAUAACGGCUCAUCUAAAGACAUUGGCCUAACACCCCUUAACCCAAUAUCUGGCCUCCAGGUUCCAGUCCCUAUUAAUGCCGCUGCAGCUACAGUACCCAAUGGUGCUGUCCUCCUGCGGAGCCCAGCCCAGACUCUAGUGCUCGUGUCCCCAACACCGUCCUCUUUGUCUGCCACCGACACCCAGACCACCCCCCUGCAGGCCCUGUCCGUGACCGUCAGCACAGCCAUUACGGCUCCCACACCAAGUAGCACAGACAGCUCCGGCCAGCGAGAGGAGAAUGGGGGAACAGGAUAUGGGGGUGAAGUCCAGCAGCCUGUUCCCUGUCACCCCUCUCCGACUGCACUGCUGCCCCUCAUCCUGCCUGCAGAAAGCCUGCACCCCGUCCCGCGAAAGGACAUCAUAAUGGGACGUCCUGGCACAGUGUGGACCAAUGUAGAGCCCCGGUCAGUCCCAGUCUUCCCGUGGCAUUCAUUGGUUCCUUUCCUGGCUCCCACCCAAUCAGAUGCUUCUUCUCAGCCAGGAGAGGGACAGCACCCAGUCAGCCAUCCCCAAGCAGCAAGUCUAAAGACAGAAUGUCAGGGGGUGGCAGCACUUGCCCAGGAGCCUGCAGAGGCACCUCCAAUUGUAGAAAGAGGUCCUCCAUCCCGACCGAUACCGGCAUCUGAUGAACCGCCUCUAGAGAAGGAGAAAGGACAUGCAGAAAGGGAGAGGCCCGACAGUGAGACAGAGAGCGAUGUGGAUGACCCCUUUCUCCCUGGAGUUGUACCAGAGCCAUCUCUCUCAACAUCCCCUGUAAAAAGACGUACUCAGUCCCUCAGUGCUCUUCCAAAAGAUGGAGACAAGAGCAGCCCUGGAAAGAGGGAGAAGGACCACAUCCGGCGACCAAUGAAUGCAUUUAUGAUUUUCAGUAAGCGCCAUCGAGCACUGGUGCAUCAGCGGCAUCCAAACCAGGACAACAGGACGGUCAGCAAGAUUCUAGGGGAGUGGUGGUAUGCUCUGGGACCUAAGGAGAAACAGAAGUACCAUGAUUUGGCCUUCCAGGUAAAAGAGGCCCACUUUAAGGCCCAUCCAGACUGGAAAUGGUGUAACAAAGACAGAAAAAAGUCGAGCUCUGAUGGCCGUGGGGUUCCAGGGGGCAAAGAUAUCAGAGAGAGAAGCAUGUCUGAGUCUACAGAGCCUAACUCUGUAGAACUGAAGGGCACUGGGCCAGGUCUGGCUGGGGCGUCUGAAAGAAGUACAGUUGAAGGUCAUGUGGGCCAACUUACCCGUCCCCGGGCUUUCUCUCAAAGCGCCAUGCACAACCUGGAGAGGAGUGACCGGGGUAAUACACAGGCCCUGGCAGAACUGGCACAGAUGUGUGGGGAUGGAGGCAGUCAGUUUUCCAGCCAUGCCCCGCCCCUUUCACAGUCCCAGCGGGGCAUCAGCGAGGACAUGACCAGUGAUGAGGAGCGCAUGGUCAUCUGUGAGGAGGAGGGAGACGAUGACGUCAUUGAGGACCCUUAUCCUAGCAGUUCUAUAGACCUCAAGUGUAAGGAGCGGGUGACUGACAGCGAUAGCGAGAAUGGUUCUGGAGAUGAAAGUGAUCGAAAGAGAAUGUUUGCUCCAGUCAUUUGCUCUUCUGCAUCAUCAGCUUCCUCACACCAUACUCCUCACGGCAGGAGUGUCUCACUGUCGUCCUACCCCACCAGUAAGCGGUACGACGACGGGAGAACAGGAGGCGGAGGGUUUUCAGAGCACAGAAGGAAAGAACGAGGAGAGGGCAAGGGCAAAGGCACAUUAGGGGGAGACGGGGGUGGAGGAGUGCAAGCCUCUUCUCUAUUACUCUCUUCUGGCCAGUCAGUCAUAUCCACUUCUCCAGCUGGAGGGCUUCCAUCAUCCUCAGUGGGCUCAUUGGCUUCAAACCCACUUCUCGGUGUUGGUGCUUUGAGGGUGGCCUCUACAGUAGUGACCAAUGUAAUGCGUCCAGUUAUCAGUACACCGCUCCCUAUCGCCAGCAAACCUCGAGAUGGAGGCACUUCGUCUAGCCCACAUCCACCAGAGAGGAAGUCCCUGACUCCCCAGCAUCAGCCGCAGUUUCUCAUUGGUUCAGGAUCAGGAGGCGGGGCUACAAAUACUGGGGGUGGGUACUACUCUUCAUCAUCUCCUAAUUCUGUGGGUGCAAGUGGGGGCCCAGGUGGGGUAGUGACUAAUUUAGUGUUAGGAGGGGCCCUGUCUGCUCAACCUGCUGUACAGCUCAUCACCCCCUCCCCUCAGCCACAACCAUCCCAGCAGCACACCCUCCCCUCCACUGCUGUGCCAGCACCACAUAGCCAGACCAACGGGCCCCUGCCAGUCCCCCUGCUUCAGCCCCAGUUCCUUCCUGCUUCUUCUCUGGCACCCCCAGUGGGUAAGGCCAUCACACAAGUUCAGUACAUCCUGCCCACCCUACCUGCCGGCACCAACCCUAAGAGUCCACCUCAGCAGCUCAGCCAGCCAACCAGUAUCUUCAACCUGCCCACAGCUCCACCCGCACACAUGUCCUUGACCAAUGGAAAGCAGCAGGGUACAAGUUCACUAACAGCAUAUACGUCUAGCACAGCGGUGGGCGUGGGCAGCCCAGGAACUAGAGUGCAAACACAGUCCCCUGUGCUCCAGGGUAAAAUGCUUGUUCCCAUGGCAACAGUACGGACUGCACCAGCCCCUGCCCAGCAGUUUCCCCUUGUGGCUUCACCACUUCCUGUCCAGAAUGGUGCACAGACAGGAAGCAAGAUCAUUCAAAUUGCCCCAAUGCCUGUGGUGCAGUCCCCUUUGCCUCAGGGUGGAGCAGUGCACUCUGCCAGUCCCUUCCCUGUGACAGUGGGCACUGCUGCUGUGGUGGCUCCAGGAUCAGCCCCUUCUCCGACAGUAUUACUGCCCCAAGCACCCACCAGGAUCACCUAUGUCCAGUCCACUCCAGGGGUCCCGUCUACUCUGCCUCUGGUCUCCACAACAACCGGCUCACCCCCCUCCCAGCAAUCUCUGCCAGUUCCUGGAUCUGCAUAUGUUUCCUCACCCCUAGCAACACUUGGUAUCACAGCAAUUGCACCACCUGGACAGACAGUUGUUCAGCCACUGAUUGCAGGUCAGGCACCACUCCUAACUACAGCUCAGUCUCCACAACCCUCCACCUCAGUCCAUGCCUCAGGCUCUGGGGGCCAGAUAGUUACUGCCAUCUAUGCUCCUGCACCCAAUGUUACCAUGGCAACUGGUGUGGUCUCUAUGACAGCAGUGCCCCCCAGUGUGGUCUACACCGUUUCCAGCCCCUCCAGCUCUUCCCCUCACAUCUUGCCCAAGCACACAGCGACCCUGGCCACAAUCACACACCCACAUCUGGAGAGACAGGCAGAUAGACACCAGCCUGCAGACAGACCUGCAGAUAGGCCGACUGACAGGCAGGCCGUGGGGCAAAAGGAGCUGCUGACACAAUCGGAUAGACAGCUGGAGAGGCAGACCUCCGCCAGUAGCAGCUCAGUGGCACCUCCCAGUGGCUCAGUUGUGUCCUUAAAGCCCUGCAGUCCUCCACUUCAGAUCCAAACACCUGGCAGCACACCCAGUACACCUAAACUAACUCAGCUUCCAGCCAGAGCCCCUCAGAAAGUGAAGGCAAUGGUGGCAAACAUCCCAGUGGGCAGCUACGAAGGUGGAGGAAGAGGAAAAGAGAGGGAUCGGGAGAAAGACAGGGAGCGCGAGCGGGAAAAGGAGAGGGAGAGAGAGAGAGAAGCUGCAGCCAACAGUCAUUUCUCCUUUGAUCCUGAGCCAGAAGGGCAGACGGGGUCUCCAUCCACACAUCCUGCUGAGGAUGCACCAUCCACUGACAAAUCCCUGGAGGCCUCAAGUGCAGCAGACUUCUCUGACACACGGAACAAGGAAAGCACAACCAUCAAAGAGGCUGGAUGGAAGGAGUCCCUCCCUUCCUCUCCUCACCCACCUCCGUCAGCCACAGAACCCGUCCUGCCUCCUCCACAAACUGACAAAGACUGUCCUACACCCAAAAAGGUCAAAGCCCGCCCUCCACCACUUAAGAAGACUUUUGACUCUGUGGAUAAGUGUGGCAGGGUGUUGUCCGAGGUGUAUUUUGAAGAACGCUUCGCGGAGCUGCCAGAGUUUCGGCCUGAGGAGGUGUUGCCUUCACCCACCCUGCAAAGUCUGGCCACUUCACCCCGCGCCAUUCUAGGCAGCUAUCGCCGCAAGAGGAAGAACUCCACAGAUUUGGAUUCAGCCACCGAUGAUCAAGUGUCUCCCAAAAGAAAGAGCCGCCGUCGUUCAAGCUGCAGCUCGGAGCCCAACACGCCUAAAAGCGCCGCCAAGUGUGAUGGAGACAUCUUCACCUUUGACAGAACAGCCCCAGAUGGAGAAGACAUCCUCGCAGAGCUAGAGUUUGACAAGGUGCCGUACUCCUCCCUGCGGCGAACACUGGACCAGAGGCGAGCGCUGGUCAUGCAGCUGUUCCAGGAGCAAGGCUUCUUUCCGUCAGCUCAAGCCACUGCAGCUUUUCAGACCAGAUACUCCGACAUAUUUCCCACCAAGGUGUGUCUGCAGCUGAAGAUCAGGGAGGUCCGGCAGAAGAUCAUGCAGACUGCUGCUCCUUCUGAUGCCCCUGGUUUAGGCCUUGCUGACUCCCUCCCCGGUCCUUCCGGUUCCCAACUGGGAGACGGCUCUGGGAGAGGGGGUGUGGAUCUCCAUGAUGACGAGAUGGAGCAAGGGGCAGAAGCAAGCCCAGAGGACCCUCGCGACUCACAGGACUCUUCUAGAUGAGGGAUGCGGGCAGAUUACAAUGAUCGAUCAGUGACUGUCACACUUCUCCACCAUGACACAUGCUCUCACCUUUUUUUAUAUCCACAUUCUGUGCUUUGCUCUGAUCGGCUUUCGGUUUCUUUACAGUCGCAUUGGCCAGCCUGAAAGUGAGAGAUGUUUGCAAUGUUGGGACAUUUAUUUUUUUGAAUGCGUGACCUCUCUACCAAGAAAGGACACUGGAAAAAGCAGUGGCACAAGUACCAUGUGCCACAUUGUGCAUACACUUGAAAUAGCACUCUGUAUUAACCACCUUGGAGAAAAGCUCCCAUUGAUGCCAGUGAGCGAAGGAACAUUGUAUACAGCUGCCUUGAAGGGAGAAGAGGUUCUCGAUUCGGAUGGAGAGACCUGCUUCCCAUUUACAAGCUGAGAGGCGAAACCAGAUUCAAAGGACACUGUUUAAAUAUUUGUUUUUAAUGCAGUUAGAGGAGUAAAAGCAGCUAGUAACUGCUCGAGGAACAACUGUGUAGGAUUCAUUGUUGUAAGCUUGUGUCUCGUUUCUGCUGACAUUCGAGGGCUGGGCCCUCAACAGCUUGAAACCAUUUGAUUUGACUAAAAGACUAAAAAUUGCAACGGACCUGGAACAGAUCAUUUCCUCCAUUUUAUUUUUGACGUGCAGACUUUCAGAGGUGGGUUUUUCGUGAGUGACUGAAAUCGGACUAAAAGUUACACGGACGUCUGGCAGUGCCAUCAUUCCUGCAGUUACGUGUCUGGUCAAGUCCUCCCUUGUUGUGACUGACCCUAGCACAUGCCAGUAGGUAGGAACCAAGCAUUCCUGUGCCUCUCAUUCAGUAACCAUGAAGGAAGGAGGUGGGUUUGAGUCAUUGGGCACAUCCUGGCUCUUAGUUGUAGAGGUCCGGCUGUUACGGCCUUCAUCCUCUAUUGCCAAGAAGUUUUAUUCACUUUUUAAAAAUGAUUUGAUUUGUAUUUAACAUGGUCAUAUUCUGUUUGUUGUUGUACUAUUCCUAUGGUUAUUAUUAUUAUUAUUAUUGUUAUUAUUCUUACUUCUCAUAUCAUUGCAGUGAACCUUGGUCCAUAGUUCUGCUCACAUUGCCAGCAGAUGUUUCCUUAAUUUCUUGUAUUUUUUGUUAUUUUGGAGGCGGGUGAGAGAUGCUGCUCCACACCUGUACAGUUCCUCCACCGUAGUCUUCCCUUGGCUGGCCUCUCACCUCAGCAAGGACCUGUUGCAGUUUUGAAUUAUUCAUUUCAAAGGACAAACACAUGGACCUUUUUAUAUCCUUUCAACAAUAAUAAGCCGUAUGUUUUUAGACAACCUUGUAUGCCUCUCUGUUCCUUGCUAGGUUUUAUUCUAUAGCCUCAACACUUGUACAUCUCCUUCCUCCACCUCUUUCCUUCCCUCCUUCCUCCCUUUGUCACUUUAUUGCUCUCUCCAGACCUCCUUUAUGGACAGGCGGGGAGAAAACUGGGGGAAGUGAGGGGAGGGUAACAAAUCAAAGAGAGCUGGUUGGAUAUUAUACUGGUUGUGUCUUUGUGCAAGACUUGGUUGUUUUGUAAAUAAUUACUGUAGAGUCAGUAGACUCAUUAUAAUAUUGAUAAGGAAAAAUCUGUCAUUGAACAUAAGUUUACUUUUAAGACACCCAUUACUGAAAGUAAAACAUUAAAUGGAAAACAAUAAAUAUGUUUAUUAAUGUUU